Molecule: messenger RNA, 1110 nt
Organism: Musca domestica (house fly)
Lineage: Eukaryota; Metazoa; Arthropoda; Insecta; Diptera; Muscidae
Product: sulfotransferase 1E1
Exons: 5
Coding region: 89-1060 (323 amino acids)
Biological process (GO): sulfation
Cellular component (GO): cytoplasm
Molecular function (GO): sulfotransferase activity
Source: RefSeq, a predicted model, not a curated record
UAGAAAUUAGAAACCCAGCCAGCCAGGAAGACUUUCUUUCGCUCCCGCCAGAAAUCGUAGAGUAGUGGAAAAAACUUUUCAUUUCAAAAUGUUGAAAUCUCGUCCAUUAACAACAGCCACCCACAAAACUCGUUCUCCUCUACCCAUGAAACAGUAUGCCUGCGAGGGUAGAAAUAUUCCUUUGAACAAAAAUUGGUUGGAUACAUGGUGUACCCUGCCAGAGGCCUGUGACGGAGUGCUUCCCCAGCUGCUCAACUAUGAGGUACGCAGCGACGAUGUGUUUGUGGUGACAUUCAUGAAAUGUGGCACCACCUGGAUGCAGGAGACCGCCUGGUUGCUGAUGAAUAAUUUGGACUAUGAAAAAAGUAAGCGGGAGGCGGUACUGGACAGGAGUCCGUUUUUGGAAGAUCAUGGAAUUGUGAGCGGAGCCCGCGAUGCCAUGGCUUAUAGCCACACAUUGGCCAGCCCACGUUUACUGAAGUCCCACAUGCCAGCGAAUCUAUUGCCCAUGAAAGUAUGGGAAAACAAGCAAAAGCUAAUCUAUGUGGCCCGAAAUUGCAAAGAUGUCAUUGUCUCCUCAUAUCAUUUCCUCAAGAAACUCGGUCUUUGGACCGGUGACAACAUCGAAGAUUAUAUUGAAGAUUUUAUCCACGAUGAACUGAACUACACCAAUUAUUGGAAUCACAUUGUGGACUUUUGGAGAAUGCGCAAUGAGCCGCACAUCUUCUUUGUGACCUAUGAAGAAAUGAAACGCGACUUGGCAGGGGUCAUACGAAGGCUGUGCGAUUUCUUGGAGAGGCCGCAAUUGACGGCCGAAGAAAUGGCAAAGACUGUGGAACAUUUGUCCUUUGAUAAAAUGAAAAAUUAUGAAAAAAUGACCCAAGGUUUAAAGAGCCAAUUGCCAAAAAGCACCACGGAUUUCCAAUUUAUGCGUCGCGGCAUUGUAGGUUCCUUUAAGGAUGAGUUAACCCCGGAAUUACGUGCGAAAAUCGAUGCUUGGUCUCAGCACUUUUUGUCCCAGCAUGGGCUAACGGAGGAGGACAUUUUUGGAAAACUAUAAAAUUAAGUAUAUAAAUAUGUUGAAAAUAAAAUAAGGAUAUAAAAUUAAAA